AUGUCCUCCGAAAAGACAAUCGUUUUUAUCACAGGUGCCAACACAGGUAUAGGCUAUCAAACUGUUCGAUACCUUCUAUCUUCUCAUCUGCCUUACCUUGUUUUCCUCGGAACUCGAUCGGAAGAAAAAUCCAAGACCGCCAUUGAGAAGCUACUUGAAGAAUGUCCCAAUACCAGAUCAACUCUGGCACCUGCUUUAAUCGAUCUGGAAAGUGACGAGUCGAUCGAAAAGGCCGUCAAGGCUGUCAGGAGCGUCACCGACAAGAUCGAUGUCUUGAUCCACAAUGCUGGUGUCGAGUUAUAUGCCAAUGGUCUAACGCAAGGUCUGACUACUCGAGAGAUAUUCGACAAGACAUAUACUACCAACAUAGCUGGACCUCAUAUCCUUACCACCUUACUCAUUCCUUUGCUUCUUCGAUCCGAUAAUCCUCGAUUACUAUUUCUAACUUCUGGUACAGCAUCAUUCGAGCUCGGCACUAACCCAGAAUUCAUUCUGAACAAAUCCCCCGCGGCUGGAUGGCCCAAGCCCCCUCAAAGGGAAUUGUUUUCCUACAAAUCAUCGAAGGUCGCACUGAAUAUGAUCAUGCGGGAUUGGUAUAGGAUCUUGAAAGAGGAUAAAGUAAAAGUAUGGACGGUCAACCCAGGCUUAGUAGUUACAGGUCUAGGAGGUGAUACAGAGAUAUUGAAGGAGUUAGGUGCAGGAAAUCCAGCUGGUAGCGGACAAUUUGUGGUGAAUGUCAUUGAGGGUGAGAGGGAUGAAGAUGUAGGCAAGACUGUACAGAGACAAUGGCUGUACGGCGAAAUCCUGCCUUUCUAA
Kwoniella mangroviensis CBS 8507 is the source of this 816-nucleotide messenger RNA. RefSeq lists its product as uncharacterized. Gene Ontology annotation, biological process: secondary metabolic process. Lineage: Eukaryota; Fungi; Basidiomycota; Tremellomycetes; Tremellales; Cryptococcaceae. Gene Ontology annotation, cellular component: cytoplasm. The transcript has 2 exons. Gene Ontology annotation, molecular function: oxidoreductase activity. The record is from RefSeq and is a predicted model, not a curated record. The coding region runs from base 1 to 816 and encodes 271 amino acids.